This is a messenger RNA of Cladocopium goreaui, 5561 nucleotides long. Lineage: Eukaryota; Dinophyceae; Suessiales; Symbiodiniaceae. The record is from the annotation of a GenBank genome assembly.
AUGGACGUUUUGCCCUCCGUAGAUGAGGUUCAGGACGUUAGCACGGUGUCGGACGUGACGAGACUUUUGAGAGUGCCGGCAACAAUUUGGGAAGCUUUCUUAGAGCAGGUUGGGAACCCGGGCCAAGACUUAAGGGUGGUGGCUGCCUUACCGGCGCACAUCGUCGUGCAGGGCAUUGGUCAGGCACAAGCUGCAGGAGUAGGGCUCUCCGCCAUCGAGGCUGCACAUGUGGGGUUAGUCUGGCGAGUUGCAAGGAUGGUCAUGUUCUUGAAGAGGGGCGGGGAUAUCACAAAUUUUGAGGAUGUGGAUCCUUGGGUACCCAAAGACACUUCGAAAUUUCCCGGACAAGCUCAAGGGCAUGCGCCAAAAGGUAGUGGACUUAAAGAAAAGGUCCUGAAGAUGUCCACGUUGCUGGAUCAGACGGAUGAGAGUGAGUUGAUGCCACCUGAUUUGCAGACCGUUCAUUCUUGGUCGCAAAGAUACCUCCAAAUCAUGGGGGACCAUCCCAUGGAAGAGGAGGAGCCUACGGAUGCCCAAAUGGCAGCGCUGGACAAGAGGGUGAACCAGUUAGGCCAGGCUCCCUAUGUUGACAUGGGAGUCUGGUUACCUUUUGGAAGACGCGCACUUCGCAACCAGAAGAUGAGGGCUUUCUUCCCGGUGGGCGAUGGAACCUUUGUGGCCAGGGAGUUUCCAGGACCACAAAACUUUUUGCAAUGGCAAGCAAGCUGGAAGGUGUUCAAAGUGGCCGCAAUUUCUUUGGACAUCUGCUCCAUUGCCUCCUUGCUCCUCUACGAGAAGGCCAUCGAGAAGAUGACGGUACAGUGGCCCAGGAAUUGGGGGCUCAUCGCACACGCUGAUGACAAGGCCAGAGCUGAGCGUCUGGAAAGAGUUCGAAGGCAAUUAGCAAUGGACGUUAGGAACAACAAGAGUGUCCCGGCGGACUACAACGAGGAUAAGCCAUGGUCAGUGGUUUUCAGAUUGGUGGCACAAGAUGAAGGUUACUGGAACGAUCAAGUUCGUCAUCCAGCAACAGCAUGGCUGGCAUCGGGAUCGAAAGGUGCCCCAAUGGCAUCGUCCGAGGCAUUGGCCCUGGCGCACUUUCCUGGACUUGCUGAAGGACAAGAACCAGAAGUUGCAAGCAAUGACAAGGAUGAGAGAAGGAGGCAGGCCAACAGGGACAAAAGAGCGGCGAAGAAGAGACGAGCUCAAUCUGACCGCGAAGAGUUGGCGAAAUGGCGCAGCACGCCUUCAAGCGGAAAAGGAGCCGGAAGUGGGGGAAAAGGCAAGAGCAAGAUGCAGGGCAAGGAUCAGGACACUUCAUGUGGCUUGGAUGCAGAAUUGCCGGAACGAGUUGAAGAGUGUUUGAAAGGAUGCGACACCUUUGGCAAGUUCAAAACGGAAAGGAAGUUUAGAUUUUUGCAUGUGUUUGCAGGGCCACGUGAUGUGCUGGCAAACGCAUUGAAGGAAGAAUGUGAUAGGGAAGGAAUUCAGCUGGAAGUGGAGUCCUAUGACAAGUUGAUGGACUCGAAACAUGACCUUUUGGCAGAACAACCUUUCACGGACAUCCUGCAGAAAGCGAAGGCAGGGGCCUAUGAUGGUGGACACGCUGGCUUUCCCUGUGGCAGUUUUUCAAGGGCAAGGUACAACACAGAAGGAGAAGGACCUAAACCUGUCAGGUCUGGAGCUGAGAUAUACGGCCUGGCAACAAAUAGCAAGGCUCAACAGCAGGAAGCAGACAGGGGCACCGUGAUGGCAGUGAGAUCAGCCAUCAUCAUCAAUGAGGUGGUCCAGAGUCAGAGGCGCAGAUCAGUGCCAACGGCUGGAACGGUAGAAAAUCCACCAGGCAGUGACACGGGUGAAGAGGGUCCGGCCUGGGCCCUUCCGGAGCUCAUCUCCUUCGAGAAGGACCUGGGAGCGGUCACAGCUCUUUUCAACACCUGCGCGUACCAGUCCAAGGUGAAGUACAAGUGGUUUAAACCAGGUCGAUUUACGGGGUGCCUAGCGGAACUGGGAACUUUGUCCAGGAAAUGCAAGUGCCCUGGAUGGAGCAAACAUCAAGCACUAGUAGGCAAAGACAUGACCUCCCGAGCAGUUGAAUACCCGGAGGAGCUUUGCAGGGCCUACGCAGUGCUGGUGGUUAAGACCUUCAAAACCACGCUUCAAAUGGAAUGGUGGCGAGAGGCAUUGAAAAGGAAGAAAGAGGAGGUCUCGGACGCCCAGGUGAGGUGGCUGGCAAGCAAAGGAAAGCGGCAACAGCCUCCAGCCAGAGCACAAGAUCUUGAAGCGUCCAGACGUGUUUGGAUGGCCGACAACGUGGAGAUAAGCUCAGGACCAACAGAAGGGCCAUCCAGAAAGAAGCGAAGAGAGGGCGAGAACGCUCACUUUGUGGGCGGCAUGAGAAAUCCGGCCAAGGCAGUCAGCAGGCUGAGCAAACUGGCAGAUGCUGGACGUGACGUUCGCAGACUGUGGACGAGAUUUGUGGCAGAACAUCCACAAGCACUACGAACAGCAGAGGACUAUGGUGGGGAGAACUGCCAACUUGACACGGACGUGUUGAAGGCUUGGACAGAGAGGAUCGAGCACUUCUUGAAGGUCAAGGACUUUGAGGAAGUGGUGCUCAGGGGGCCAGGCAGAUUUACAUCACCCGUGAAUGCAAGGCUUUUGGAGGCCUGGCGCAAGCAUUCGGGAGACCCAGAGUUGGACCUAGUGGGAUGGAUUAGAGCUGGCACCCCCUUGGGCAUGUCUGAAAGAAUACCGUAUUGUGGUAUCUUCCCAAUGACAGAAGAUGAAGACAUGGAGUUUGAGGAAAUGCCGGACAUGGAGGCCCAAAUGGGUGCCGAGAACUACAAGAGCUUCGUGGAGGAGCCCGAACAUGCAGAAUUGCGAGACUCCUUUGCGGUGGGCACGGUGAGCAAGUUGGCAUUGAUCCUCAAGACAAAGGAGGACGGGUCUGUCAAGCGCAGGGUCAUCAUUGAUUUGCUGCGCAGUGGAGGAAACAGCAGAUGCAGGGUCAGAGAAAGGAUAGUUCUACCCCGAAUUCAAGACGUGGUGGACAGCUUGAAGUACCUGAGGGAAAGUCGUUUUGGGCUGAUUUUUAAAGCCCAGAAAGAGAAUUGGGAGGACCAAGAUCAAUGCGACGAAGUGGAACUGGUGUCGGCAGACCUAGCCGAUGCGUACUGCCAUUUGGCCGUCCAUGAGAAUGAGCUGGGCAACUGUGUGGCGCCAUCGAUGAACCCCGGCAAGUACCUGGUGUUCACGGCCAUGCUCUUUGGCUUCAAAGGGGCCCCAUUGAUCAUGGGGCGCUUUGCGGCGACUUUGGCAAGAAUGUUGCAAGCCAUGGUGCCACCUGACGAGAUGCAGUCGCAGGUUUACAUGGACGAUCCCCUAUGGAUGCUGCAAGGACCAAGAUGGAGAAGGAGAGAGAAUUUGGCCUUGAUCCUCUACAUGUGUGGAGCUCUGGGCGUGAACCUUCAGUUCAGAAAAGGCUUCAGAGGAACGGAUGCGAUCUGGAUUGGGACACGCAUGGAGGUGAGGAUGGCCGAAGAGGUGGUCAUUUUGUCAAUCCCGCCCAAGAUGAUGAACGAGGUCAAGUCAAUCUUGGAAGGUUGGAACAACAAGGGAAUGGUGCCACUUCGAGAAGUGCGGGCUGUGACGGGAAAGCUAGCAUGGAUUUGUGGCAUCAUAGUGAGAGCCAGGUGGUGCGUGAACAUCCUCUACUCGGUCAUUGCUCAGACCUUAGCCGACGUCAAGGUCGAGAGUGAGCGAGCAAGUCGAAGAGAGGAUCCAAGGCCAAAACCCUUCAUGGUUGCAGUGCACCGCCUGGAGCUUCCCCGACAAUGGUUCAUAGCGAUGUUCGAUAAGCCGGACAAGUUCGCUCUGAGGCGAGAACCCCUUCGUGAAGAACCACCUCAAUUUGCCCUCAUCACCGACGCGUCACCAAGGGGAAUUGGUGCCAUCCUGGCGGACAUUGACAGGAAAAGUCGCACCAUCAUCCCCGUGGAAGCGUUGGAGAUACCGUUCACGGAGGAGUACGCGCGAUGGAUGGGCAUUCCAUGGGAUGACCCGGCGGGGCAAGGGCCUUUGGAGGCCUGGGCUAUCCUGAUGGCCAUCAAGAAAUGGAAACAUAGGCUGCGUGGGCAUGCCCUUCUGAUCCGCGCUGACAGCGUGGUGGCGCUGGCGGCAGUGAACAAGUCGGCGGCACCUUCUCCAGUGUUGAAUUGGAUUGGAGCCGAACUGGCAUUGAAAGCGGAGGAGCUCAAUCUGCGGAAGUUCAUCACGCAGCACAUCCCCGGAGCGUGGAAUGUGGAAGCAGACUGGCUUAGCCGACCUCACCAACGAGGAGCAAUGCCCAAGCGCUUGGAAGGCGUCCCGAUGCGCCAAUUUCCAAAGGAAAGAAUCAUGACGUCGGCGCUAAAGCCACCGGGCGUAGAUGUCGCACUGAGGUGCUGUGAAACCGUGUUUUCAUGUCAGCGCAGCAUGGGUGACUCGAGCAAGCACAAUGGAGGAGAUCAAGCAGAAGGAGCACAGAACCACCACUCCAGAGCCCAUAGCAGUCUACUCCUCGUUCAGAAGAGGGGGGAACAGGGAAAUGCUAACCAGGGACAUGGUGGUACGCGCUCUACCUGUACUCGAGGACAUGGAGCAAAGACUGGAAAUGGCAAAACGGAGAGAGAGCUGGACAGAAUCUUAGGCCGAUGCUUGGGGAAAAAGAUGGAGCAGAGAACGAACUUCGUCAAAGGAGAGGCGAUGAACCCAAGGAUGAGAGCGGCCAAACGUGAUAAGGAGGAGGCCGACGGUAAUCAUGCCCAAGUUGCAGAACAUGAUGGCGCAGAACUUACAGGAAUGAAACUAGCAUGUCGUCUAGCUGCAUCAAAGAAGAGCAUGAAAAGCGCGGUGGACAAGCUGAAGGCAAACUUUUGGGCCCCAUCCUCAAAAGCAUCCAGAGAUGUCAAAAGGUCUGAAGUGAUGCGACUGGCAAAGUUGGUGGCGGGUGCAAACAUGCAAAUUUUCCCUCUAUCACAAGAGGUGGUGGAAGGGGUAGCUGCGUGUUUGAAAGACGCCAACAUGAAGUCAGGCGACCAAUAUUUGAAUGAGCUCAAACUUUGCCACGUGGAACGAGGUUUUGACUUACCACCAUGGCUCAUUCGAACUCUGGCAAUGUGCAAGAAGGCUUUGAUCAGAAACAAGGGACCUGUCAAAAGAGCCCUUGAAUCAAAGGUGGAGAACAUCAAGGAGGACACCUGGAUCUUAGCCGGGACUAAUGCCGACAACGGGAUUAACCCAGCUUUGGCAUACUCAUGGGCAUGUUUGUGGAUGUUGAGAGAAAUUGAAGCAAGCGAGUGCAAGUGGGAGCACGUGCAGGUGAACUCGCAGCGCAAAACCGUUUCUUUGACAAUCCCCAUUUCAAAAAUGGAUCAAGAUGCUCGAGGAAUCAAAAGAACGCUGCAGUGCUGUGGUGAAAGCGUGUGCUCUAGGAUCGAAUGGAACCAUCACCCCGUCCCCGUGGACAUCGCACUGCGCGCCUGGCACACCAAUGUGGAGAACACCGAGAACACCUAUGU